This is a messenger RNA of Leptonychotes weddellii (Weddell seal), 1618 nucleotides long. RefSeq names its product ISL LIM homeobox 1 (gene ISL1). The record is from RefSeq and is a predicted model, not a curated record. Gene Ontology annotation, molecular function: cis-regulatory region sequence-specific DNA binding; DNA-binding transcription factor activity, RNA polymerase II-specific. Lineage: Eukaryota; Metazoa; Chordata; Mammalia; Carnivora; Phocidae. Gene Ontology annotation, cellular component: nucleus. Gene Ontology annotation, biological process: positive regulation of transcription by RNA polymerase II; axonogenesis; neuron fate specification.
GUUUGAGUAAGAGAUAAGGAAGAGAGGUGCCGGAGCCGCGCCGAGUCCGCCGCCGCCGCAGCGCCUCUGCUCCGCCGACUCCGCCGGCUUAAAUUGGACUCCCAGAUCCGCGAGGGCGCGGCGCAGCCGGGCAGCGGUUCUCUCAGCCUUGGCAACCCCAGGGGCCACUAUUUCCCACUUAGCCACAGCUCCAGCAUCCUCUCUGUGGGCUGUUCACCAACUGUACAACCACCAUUUCACUGUGGACAUUACUCCCUCUUACAGAUAUGGGAGACAUGGGAGAUCCACCAAAAAAAAAACGUCUGAUUUCCCUAUGUGUUGGUUGCGGCAAUCAAAUUCACGAUCAGUAUAUUCUGAGGGUUUCUCCAGAUUUGGAAUGGCAUGCGGCAUGUUUGAAAUGUGCGGAGUGUAAUCAGUAUUUGGAUGAGAGCUGUACGUGCUUUGUUAGAGAUGGGAAAACCUACUGUAAAAGAGAUUAUAUCAGGUUGUACGGGAUCAAAUGCGCCAAGUGCAGCAUCGGCUUCAGCAAGAACGACUUCGUGAUGCGCGCCCGCUCCAAGGUGUACCACAUCGAGUGUUUCCGCUGCGUGGCCUGCAGCCGUCAGCUCAUCCCUGGGGACGAGUUCGCGCUUCGGGAGGACGGGCUCUUCUGCCGUGCGGACCACGACGUGGUGGAGAGGGCCAGCCUGGGCGCCGGUGACCCACUCAGCCCUCUGCACCCGGCGCGGCCGCUGCAAAUGGCAGCCGAGCCCAUCUCCGCCCGACAGCCGGCCCUGCGGCCCCAUGUCCACAAGCAGCCCGAGAAGACCACCCGUGUUCGGACAGUGCUGAACGAGAAGCAGCUCCACACCUUGCGGACCUGCUAUGCCGCCAACCCCCGGCCAGACGCCCUCAUGAAGGAGCAACUGGUGGAGAUGACGGGCCUCAGCCCCCGCGUGAUCCGGGUCUGGUUUCAAAACAAGCGGUGCAAGGACAAGAAGCGGAGCAUCAUGAUGAAGCAGCUCCAGCAGCAGCAGCCCAAUGACAAAACUAAUAUCCAGGGGAUGACAGGAACUCCCAUGGUGGCUGCCAGUCCAGAGAGACACGAUGGUGGCUUACAGGCAAACCCAGUGGAGGUGCAGAGUUACCAGCCGCCUUGGAAAGUACUGAGUGACUUCGCCUUGCAGAGUGACAUAGAUCAGCCUGCUUUUCAGCAACUGGUGAAUUUUUCAGAAGGAGGACCGGGCUCUAAUUCCACUGGCAGUGAAGUGGCGUCGAUGUCCUCUCAGCUCCCAGAUACACCUAACAGCAUGGUAGCCAGUCCUAUUGAGGCAUGAGGAACAUUCAUUCAGAUGUAUUUUUUUUUUCCCUGUUGGAGAAAGUGGGAAAGUAUAAUGUUGAACUCCGAAACAAAAGUAUUUAACGACCCAGUCAAUGAAAACUGAAUCGAGAAAUGAAUGCUCCAUGAAAUGCACGAAGUCUGUUUUAAUGACAAGGUGAUAUGGUAGCAACACUGUGAAGACAAUCAUGGGAUUUUACUAGAAUUAAACAACAAACAAAACCCAAACCCAACAUACGCUAUCCAAUGACCUUAGGAGUACUGAAAAAAAAAAAAAAAAAAAAAAAGACGUUUUUAAAA